Molecule: messenger RNA, 573 nt
Organism: Paramecium pentaurelia
Lineage: Eukaryota; Ciliophora; Oligohymenophorea; Peniculida; Parameciidae
Source: the annotation of a GenBank genome assembly
AAUGAUUCAAAUAAUGGGCUAAGGGGAUAAUUCUACAUUAAAAUUGAGAGAUGAGAUCAAAAAUAUCUCUGCUUUUUAUAUUUAUUAAUUUUGGAAGAAGUAUAAAAUCAGAAAAACUUUAAAAAAUACUAUAAAAGCUUUUUAAAAGACCAUGAAUGAAUUUAAAUUAACUUAAACACCUUUAGUUGUAUAUUACUCUUCUUUGGCUCCAAAUAUUUAGACAAGAUAGGAUCAACUAAAUCUCUUUAAUAUGUUAAAAUUGAAAAAAAUAGAAUACAAAGAAUUUGAUCUUGUUGAUAAUAAAAUGGUACAAGGUUGGGUGAAAUAACUAUUAAAUAAAUAUAAAUUACCAUUCAUCACCAUCAAUAAUAUCUUUAUUGGAGGAUAUGAAGACUUUUAUAGUUUAUUUGAAUAGGGGGGCUUUUUACAGCGCAUAAUCAACAAAGGUAGAAAUAUAUUAUAGUAUUAAUAGACUAUGAAAUGCAGUGUAUAAAUUGCAAUGAACAAAGAAGAGGAGGAGAUAGGUGCCUUAAAUGUAAAUGGCCUUACGAAUUCUUCAAAAAAGAAUGAGUU